Xyrauchen texanus (razorback sucker) is the source of this 4210-nucleotide messenger RNA. It is a transcript of the gene ralaa, whose product is annotated as v-ral simian leukemia viral oncogene homolog Aa (ras related). The coding region runs from base 417 to 1037 and encodes 206 amino acids. Gene Ontology annotation, cellular component: plasma membrane. The transcript has 5 exons. The record is from RefSeq and is a predicted model, not a curated record. NCBI's taxonomy places the organism in Eukaryota, Metazoa, Chordata, Actinopteri, Cypriniformes, Catostomidae. Gene Ontology annotation, biological process: regulation of exocytosis; Ras protein signal transduction. Gene Ontology annotation, molecular function: GTP binding; GTPase activity; GDP binding.
GACUCUACACACCAGUGAACACUGACUGCCAUACCAAAGAUCAAAGCAACCGGCUCAUACCCGCUGUAAAUACUGUCGGAAGUGAAGUUUGAGAGCACGUUUGAUCUGAUGACAUUACUCGAAAUGUGGUGGCUGCUGUAACAGAGAGGGAAAGAGAGAAAGAGUAGGGAAGAGGAAUUUCCCCCUUUCCCUAGAGUCCUUGUGUCUCCUGAUUACCUUUAGCUGAACGAGCAGACACAAAGGUACAUACUGGAUGGUACAUGGUCAUCUCUCGAACUAUCUCCCACCUUAACCCCUCACUACGGUAACCUUCAGCAUCUUCUUGACCUCCCUGACCCAAAACCCACUGGGCAGAAGCCGAUCUUCUACAAACCCUGCAACUUUCCUCUCAACCCCACCCCAUUGCAACAGUUACCAUGGCAGCAGCCAAGCCGAAAGGGCAGAACUCGCUGGCUCUUCACAAGGUGAUCAUGGUCGGAAGCGGUGGUGUGGGAAAGUCAGCUCUAACUUUGCAGUUCAUGUAUGACGAGUUUGUGGAAGACUAUGAGCCUACAAAAGCUGAUAGUUACAGGAAGAAGGUGGUUCUGGAUGGAGAGGAAGUCCAGAUAGAUAUUUUGGACACAGCAGGUCAGGAGGAUUACGCAGCCAUUAGGGAUAACUACUUCCGCAGCGGGGAAGGAUUCCUCUGUGUCUUCUCCAUUACUGAACUAGAAUCUUUUGCAGCGACUGCUGAUUUCAGAGAACAGAUUCUGCGGGUGAAAGAAGACGAGAAUGUCCCCUUUCUGUUGGUGGGGAAUAAGUCAGAUCUGGAAGAUAGGAGGCAGGUUAGCGCUGAUGAGGCCAAAGCCAGAGCUGAUCAGUGGGGUGUGUGCUACGUGGAGACGUCUGCAAAGACCCGAGCCAAUGUAGACAAGGUUUUCUUUGACCUCAUGAGGGAAAUUCGUGCCAGAAAGAUGGAGGACAGCAAGGAGAAGAACGGCAAGAAGAAGAGGAAAAGUUUGGCCAAACGAAUCCGCGAAAGAUGCUGCAUUUUAUAGUCUCUCUGAUGGUAUUCUGUUAGGUUUUACAUGUGUAUUUGGAUGUCUAUAUUUUGCCCUAUUGCCAACAAAUGCUCAUCGGCGAUAUUUCCUGGUGUUUGUGUGUCAGAUGUGUGGUUGUUGCUAGAAUAAGAAUCAGGAGUGUCGUUAUGGUUGAUUUCUUGGGCUAUGCCACAUGCUGUUGUCUACUUCAGUGUGUCUGUUGAAGCACAGGGCACUAUUGCUUCAUUCAUUGGAUUUAGAAAAAAACUAACCCAGCACAUCAUAAUAAUUGCCUAAUUUAUUAAAAACGAAAGAAAAAAAGAAUGAUGUCAAUUAUUAGUUUUAACAUAAUAAUCUAAUCUAUUUAAUAAUUACAGAAACAAUCAGGCUUUUGUUACUCCAGUUAGUGAUUUGUACCAUAGUUGUUGUUGUUGUUGUUAUUAUUGUUUAUUUUAUUUUGAUUAGAGACUUAAUUCCCUAACUUGAGCCAGCUACUUGGCAGCAUCAGUGGAAUAAAUGAUUUGUAAACAGGAAGUUAUUUUGGCUGCACCCAUUUUGUGUACUUCACUUCUUGAUGCCUUGAUGUUCAGUUGUGAAUGUGACUUGCACUUAUCACCUAUACUGGCAGAGCUCCACUGAUCCCUUUUGUGUCUAAUCAUUGUGGAAUUGGAGAGGUUGCUAGCAAGAUAGGAAAGAGAACCUAUACUGUAUUGCUUGUGUGAGCAGCAAGUUAGAGAAAUGAUACUUUGAAAUUUGCUUUCCGUCUUGCUAUUGGAAGGUCAAAAAUGCCACCGCAACAUUGCAUGUGGCCGAAGUAAGUACAAUGACAAUCUUAUGCUUUUCAUAUGUGAUAUGUAAAUCCAAAAUUUUUCCUUUUGGUCAGCUUGUGCACUCAUGCCCACUGUUCCAGUCUUAACCAGAAUAAUACAUGUUUCUAUCAUCAUCUUGAAAAUAUGUAAUGUGUAUCAGUCCAGUGACUUAGUUUGCUUUUCUGCGUAUUUAUACAUGUAUUGCCAGUGUUUAUUUCAGCCACUAUUUUAAAUGUGCUUUAUUAUUAAAAUGGAGUUCUAACUUUCUGUAUUGUGGCCAUACCUCGAUUGCUUUUUAGCAGAAAGAAAAAGAUGAUACGUCCCAGUUAUCUGGUUUGCCAUGACUAGUUCUUUGAAGAUAAAAGCUGAGGCCACAUCCACACUAAUCCAUUUUCAAUUCCAAAUGUCAUUGUCAUCGUGUGCGAGAGAAUUUUAGGUGGAGGAAAAGGCAGUUCUAGUCUUUAAACACCAGAUUGUUUACACCCGCUGUCGUAUUGGUCACUUCAGGUUGACAAGUUUUUAAUAUUGGGAGAAGAUUCACCAACAUGUACCUUCUGCCAGAAUCCAUUAUCCCUGAAACAUGUUUUAUUAAACUGUACUGCUCUUAACCCCGUGAUAAACCUUUUUUAUUCAGUCAGCACCCUGAAAGAAAUGUUUAACAAAAUCAAACCGAAUGCAAUUUUUGAGUUUUUAGGAAAAAUGGAUUUUAAAAACCUCUUAUAGAAUUGCUUACACAUUUGCCGCCAUGGAAUUAGCCAUAGAAGCUGGCAUGGUGUUAAAAACAAACAAACGACAAACUAGUUUUUAAACGAAAAUGGAUUUGUGUAAAUGUGGGCUUCCUGUUUUAGUUAAUGCUUUCAAGAGGCGCUUCUAGCAACAUGCAGGAAAAUAAUAUACAGUACUGUGUAAAAGUCUUAGGGGCAUUUUAUUUAUAUAUUCAGCUUUUAGUGUAUUAAUAGGAAAUAUCAAUUUUAGAUUUCAACAUUCCCUUUGCAAAUAGAAUUGAACAGAAGAAUAACAAGGAGCUCUACAACAGCUGUAUAGCCCCCAUAGAGCCCGAUCUCAACAUCAUGUCUAUCUGUGAUUACAUAAAGAGACAGAAGCAAUUGAGACAGUCUAAAUAGAUCGAAGAACUGUGGAGAAUUCUCCAUGAAGCUUGGAACAUCCUAUCUGCCAACAACCAAGAUAAACUGUGUCUAGAAGAAUUGGGGAAAGGUGGUCACACCUUUUUUUUAUGUUUACUGGACUUUGUAUGAUUUUAAUUGAAAACUAUUUAUGUCAUUAUUUUUGAAGACAUCCUCACUAUGCAACAUUUUUCACAAGGGCCUAAAACCUUUGCACAGUACUGUAUAAAAAUAUCCUUCUCUAAAUCAACUGUAACAUUUUCACUGGAUAAGUGACAAGAUCCCCCAUUUGUCAUAGCACAAUGGCUCCCUAUUGACAUGUGAGAACAAUGAACGUGCAUCACUUCAUGCAAAGGUGUCAAGAGCUAAUUAUUCCCCAAAAGUGUUUGCUUGGGAAACAACUUCACGUAAGCAGUGGUUUUAAGUAUGAACUACUAACACAAGAACCUCCUGUUGAAUACAUGAAUCUAAAGAUGUCACACCAAAGGCCAGUGGGGUAUUAAUGCAUGGUGGAUUAUAUCUCUGCUGAACUUUAAUGUAUGCAAAGGCUUUUGUAGCAAUCGCAGCUGUGUUCUUGCCUGUUUUGACUAAUCAUUUCUUUCAUGGUGCUAUUUUUUUUUUUUUUACUUAAUUAAGAAGACUUUGUCCUUAGUAUGUAUGUGUACUUGUUUGUGUAUGUGUCAUGAAAGGAUAUGUGUAUUUUAAAGGGGAAGGGUAUUCUGUUAAAAAUGUUUUUAGUGUGCAGUAAGUAAAAAAAUAUGAUUUCAGUGUAAAAUAUAAAAAAGAUUAUUGCUAGUUUUCAGUAGUAGGUAGAAUUUCUAGUUGAACCUUGUGUAAAAUAUUCAGACUAACUACUCAAGUUCAUUAGUUUUCCUUAAGGACUGGCCAUUUAUAUGUGUGCCAUUUCCAACUGUAAAAGUAACAUUUUGCUUUCAAAGCAAGAAAAAUGUAAUUUAUUAAUUUAAUUGAUUUUAUUUAUCUUAAAUGUGUUUCUAAAUUUUUUUUUACCUUUUCAUUUGCUUUGAGAGGUAUGUUUUCUCAGAUGUUUUUCUUUUCUCUUUUAACCACAUAUCCAUACAGAUAAUGUAUACUAGUCUUACCUUAUGAUUAUGCUUAAACAUUUCUAUUAAAAUCAUAUAUUGUUGCUAUGCUUUGACUAUACUGGAAAAGAAAUACAUAUUGCUAUAGCAUCAAUGCCCUGACUGCCUGGAAUGAUCCAAUUCUUGUUAUUGCACAUUUUAUUUGUUAAUAAAAAAUA